Messenger RNA from Limulus polyphemus (Atlantic horseshoe crab), 957 nucleotides. Its product is annotated as zinc finger CCHC domain-containing protein 2-like. The record is from RefSeq and is a predicted model, not a curated record. The transcript is spliced from 2 exons. NCBI's taxonomy places the organism in Eukaryota, Metazoa, Arthropoda, Merostomata, Xiphosura, Limulidae. The coding region runs from base 109 to 942 and encodes 277 amino acids.
AGAGUCAGCUAGAUGUCAGGCUUCUAAUGGCGGCUCUCUUUCAGUGGUUGCUGAAUUAAUAAAAAUCAGACUUUGGCAUUUUUGUUAUUUUAUUGUCAGUAAUGCGCCAUGGUCUGCAAAGAAGAAGUCUGUUCUUGGUUUAUAGAACUAAAUGGCUCAAAACGAAUAGAUUUGAUAUGCGGGUUACUUAACAUGUGCUUACCGCUGGAGUUGAGAUUUUUUGGAACAUGUCUGGAAGAACUGGGAAAGAAGGACUUUUACCAUUUCAGGGAUGUGGAGCAAAAAGCUAACAACGAGAAAGAUUUAAAAGAUCUGAGCGUUCAUAAUAUAAGAGACAAUGUAACGAGAAGCAAGUUAAUUGUUUAUUUAGCACUGCUGAAUUCAUCUAAUCCUGCUUGUGCUAACACUUUCUACCAGAUACUGACAAGUUUCAAUCGAGAAACGGAUAAACAUGAGUUGUCAAAUGGAGAGGUUGCUAGUGAGAUUAUUCUAUUACUUACAAUGGCUGUUCAUCAUCCUGCCUUUACAUUUGAGCAGAAAUCUGCUCUUGCUGAACAACUUGUCUGGGUAGAAAAAAUGGUUGGAAGUGAAAUAAAUGAGUGUCAUUCAGCAAAGAAGUUAUCUGCAAACUCUUUAUCAAGUGCAAUUUCUUCAGUUUAUAAUUCAAAUACAUCUGCUCAUACAUCACUACCUUUGUCAGCUGUACCCCACUUGUUGCCUGCUGAAUCUAUUUCAUUGCCUAAGAGCAUCACUAGUGCUGUAACAAGUACGUGCCCUUUGGUGUGUCCAGCAAGAUGUAAACCAGAUCACUGUCCAAGAGGUAAGUAUCACCUCUUGUUUUGCCUUGCCCAUUUGGCAUCUAAGACUUGCAAGUAUACAUCCAGACAAUUCCAAACUCAUUUUUUCAGCAAAUUGUUUAAAAAAAAGCAUGGUAGGUUUUAAUAAAACAUUAACAUA